Molecule: messenger RNA, 1401 nt
Organism: Owenia fusiformis
Lineage: Eukaryota; Metazoa; Annelida; Polychaeta; Sabellida; Oweniidae
Source: the annotation of a GenBank genome assembly
CAUCGAAUAAGUACGUAAAAUAAACAAAUUCUUACAUUUCAAAACUUUAUUUUCCAAAGUUCACGUGAGCGGAUGUACUUUUCGCCACCUAUCGAUAUGACGUCAUGUUACAUUGCCAAGGCUUCAUUGACAACGAUGCACGUGCAUUUGUUUACAUUUUAAAAAAUUUCAAAUAAUUUGAAAACAUCGAAAUGGAACCCGAAGACGUUGAUGAAAAUAAAGAGAUUAUUAUUUCAGCAAGAGAGAGAGGCCCAGGUCCUGGUAGAUAUGCAUUACCAUCCACAUGUGGUGACGAGGCACAUGAUGCAACGAAACACAAGAAACCAUCAUACUCUUUUGGAAGAAGGUUUAAACUGUCCAGUUUCAUAUGCAGUCCAGGACCUUGUUAUUCAAUAAACCCUCACAUCACAAGGAAUGGUCGUGAUGGAACACCAGUAUACUCUAUGUUAUCGAGGCAGAAAGAAAUAAAUGAAUUCAAGACUCCAGCUCCAGGUUGUUAUCAUCCUGAGAAAGUUCAUCCCCCAGGGGAGAGACACUCAUGCAAGUACAGUAUGGGAUUCAGGACGCGUUGCCGCAAACGUGACCUGAAUCCCGCGUCAAAUGUCUACGCAUUGCCACCAGUCAUGGGCAGUACUCAGGCUAACAAACAAUCAUAUCCAAGUUGGUCUAUGACAGGAAGAUCGCAUGCAAGGAACUUUGCAGAGGAUCUUGCUAAGACACCAGGCCCUGGACAGUACAAUGCUGUUCAACCAAAUGUUAUGCGUAAUCAAGCUCCAAGAUAUUCGUUGCUAGGACGCAACCACAUGCCUGGAGAUGGGACCGUGAAACCAGGCCCAGGGGCACACAGACCAGAAGUAGUUGACCUAAACAAGCCAGCAGCACCAAAACAUUCUUUAGGCAUACGUCAUUCUGAAUUUGUAACUCCACUUAUAAUGGAGUGUAAGGACUAGACAACUCAGACUAUUUUAAAAGUCAAGAGCAAUUAUAAAAGUGCCAGUAAAAAGGCAGAGGGAAAGAUAUUCUUGUUUCUGGUCUGGUCUUUUUAGACCAUUUUUUGUCUUUUACAAAUUGCUCAUUAUCACUCUCAGAAAUAUCUAGAACUUCUGUAAAAUUGCUAUUGAUUAUUUUUGUCCGAUACUAUUACUUGAUGCUGAAGAAUUUAUUGAUAGCUCAGUGACUCGAUAGAACUGAAAUAAGAAUAAUUUUGCAUUGGAAUUAAUCAUUUACAUCUGACCAACUCAACUAUUCUUUUCAAAAAUGUUACCCAUCUAGUGAAAAGAAACAAGGGUAUUUUCCCUGGCCUUAUUUUCAUUCUCAAUACAUUAUUUUGCAAUAAUUACUGAAUAUAUAUAUGUAAAUACUGAUAUUGUAAUAAAAUUAUUUUAUUUAUAGUUAAUAAAA